This is a messenger RNA of Sceloporus undulatus (fence lizard), 322 nucleotides long. RefSeq names its product chromosome 3 C10orf53 homolog (gene C3H10orf53). NCBI's taxonomy places the organism in Eukaryota, Metazoa, Chordata, Lepidosauria, Squamata, Phrynosomatidae. The coding region runs from base 1 to 279 and encodes 92 amino acids. The transcript has 3 exons. The record is from RefSeq and is a predicted model, not a curated record.
AUGCCAAAAUGUGCCCUGGUGACACUCAGAUAUGGGCCCUACAGGAGCUGCGGUGUGGUUGAACAUAGGACCUUCCGGCUGGAGGGUUUGCAAACUGUGUUGAAAGCAGACGGGCAUAGUAUAAUCCUUGAAGAAAUACCAGAUUGGAAUGAAGUGCAACUCAUAGUAAAUGGAGAGACUGUCUUUCAGUGCAACAUCAACCACUUGGAUUUUGGAGGCGAAGGUAUAUUGGACCCACUGUGUCAAGAAGCCAGAGUAGCAGUCUUAGAUGCCUACUGAAUAAGAGUCCUGGUCCCUUGUAUCCUGGUCUACAAAAUACCAA